Psilocybe cubensis is the source of this 630-nucleotide messenger RNA. RefSeq lists its product as uncharacterized. The record is from RefSeq and is a predicted model, not a curated record. Bases 1 to 630 code for a protein of 209 amino acids. The transcript has 7 exons. NCBI's taxonomy places the organism in Eukaryota, Fungi, Basidiomycota, Agaricomycetes, Agaricales, Agrocybaceae. Gene Ontology annotation, molecular function: flavin adenine dinucleotide binding; oxidoreductase activity, acting on CH-OH group of donors.
AUGAUGGCAACACUAGCGGCAUACGUCGGAUUUGAUCCAGAAGUACCACGAGGCAAAUAUUUCAACGUGGCCUAUUUCUCAACACAUCCUCUCGCCACUGGACAUGUUCAUACCACCUCGGGAACUGAUCUUUAUGCGCCACUGGACUUCUUCCCAGGCUUUCUAGAGGAGCGUGCUGACCUGGCUGUUUUGGCGUGGGGGUACAAGAGAGCCUGUGAGGUUGCUCGACGAAUGAAGUAUUUCCGAGGGGAGCUUGCUGUCGGACAUCCAAAAUUCCCUGCCGGAAGCGCAGCCGCUAUCGGCAAGGAGACCAUGCCUGUACCUAUUGACGCUCCACAAAUUGUGUACACUGAAGAGGACGAUAUGGCUAUUGACGAGUACCUCAAAUUAACAGUCGCAACAUGUUGGCACUCAAUUGGAACGUGCGGGAUGAAGCCGCGGGAGCAAAACGGUGUAGUUGACUCCAAACUAAACGUAUACGGUACUCAAAACCUGAAGGUUGCCGACUGUAGUAUUACCCCCGCAAAUGUUUCCGCCAACACAUAUAGCGCUGCCAUCGCUAUUGGGGAGAAAGCAGCUGUCAUAAUCGCGGAUGAACUGGGUAUUAUGGGAGUAACGGCAAGGUCGUGA